AUGGCGAACGCCACCACGACUAGUCCUCCGCCCUCCCCCUCAUUCAUCAUAUCCUAUCCCGCCCCUUUCGUCCUCCUGGUCACCAUCAAUCGCGAACGGGCUAUGAAUUCCGUCGACACCACCGCCCACUGGCAGGCCGAGUCCAUCUUCGACUGGUACGAUCAGGAACCCUCCCUUCGCGUCGCCAUCAUCACAGGUGCAGGCACAAAAUCCUUCUGCGCCGGCGCCGACCUGAUAGAGCAAGGCAAACUCAACAUGCCGGACCAAGGCGGGCCAGGAGCACCACACAAGGCAGUGCAGAGGUACCCGCCUGGUGGAUUUGCUGGAAUCAGCCUCGCAACACAUCGCAAGAAACCAAUUAUUGCAGCAGUGAAUGGUUAUGCACUCGGGGGCGGCUUCGAGAUUGUCUUGAACUGUGACAUGGUAGUCGCGUCUCCGACAGCAGUAUUCGGGUUACCAGAAGCUGCUCGUGGACUUGCUGCGAACGCUGGGGGGCUGCCACGGCUCAUGCGCCUAUGUGGACUUCAGGUCGCCUCGGAAAUCGCCUUGACGGGUCGAAAACUGUCAGCAGAAGAAGCUCUCCGAUUGAACCUCGUCAACAAGAUUUCACAGACCCAACAUUCACUCGUGCAAGAAGCCGUCGAGCUGGCUGAGCGCGUGGCAAGCUUUUCCCCCGAUGCUAUCAUUGUGUCGAGGUUCGCUAUCCGAGAGGCCUGGCAGCAAGUCAGCGUCGAACAGGCGAAUCGAGUGGCGCAGGACCGGUUCGCCCGGGCUCUAUACAAAGGCGAGAAUGCCCAGAUUGGGUUGGAUGCGUUUGCUCAGAAGAAGGAGCCCAGAUGGCGCCCUUCUAACCUCUAG
Molecule: messenger RNA, 858 nt
Organism: Fonsecaea multimorphosa CBS 102226
Lineage: Eukaryota; Fungi; Ascomycota; Eurotiomycetes; Chaetothyriales; Herpotrichiellaceae
Exons: 2
Coding region: 1-858 (285 amino acids)
Biological process (GO): fatty acid beta-oxidation
Cellular component (GO): mitochondrion
Molecular function (GO): enoyl-CoA hydratase activity
Source: RefSeq, a predicted model, not a curated record